Messenger RNA from Herpailurus yagouaroundi (jaguarundi), 3314 nucleotides. RefSeq names its product ligand of ATE1 (gene LIAT1). Bases 103 to 777 code for a protein of 224 amino acids. The record is from RefSeq and is a predicted model, not a curated record. Gene Ontology annotation, biological process: protein arginylation. NCBI's taxonomy places the organism in Eukaryota, Metazoa, Chordata, Mammalia, Carnivora, Felidae. The transcript has 2 exons.
GGAGACGCGUGGCCCUGGGCUGGCGCUUAGCUCCUGCGGCCGCGGGCUCGGCGGCCGCGGGUCUUGGGCUGCCCCAGGCGCAGGUGGCGGCCGGGAGGGCGGAUGGACUGCCGCGGUGGGGCCGGGGCAUCCGGGUACGGCGAAGAGGGCGAGGACGAGGAGGAGGAGGAGGAGGAGGAGCGAGAGGGUGACCCUGCGAGCUCGCAGAGACCCAAACUGCCCCCCAUAGCAGGCAACGCCUUAGAAUUGAGCAAACAGAAGGUGAAGAAGAAAAGGAAGAAGAAGAAGACGAAAGGGUCGGGCAAGGGGGACGCAGAUAAACAUCAGAGUCGAGGCCUGAAGAAUCAGCAGCUGUCCUCAUCCUUCCACGACAUCUUAAGUCCCCGCAAAGAUCCCGGCCCGAGGCCAGAGCGCAAGCAGGACAAAGCUGAAAGCAAGCCCACGCCCCCUUACUCCUCCACUCGAAGUCUCCGCUCUGUCGCUGAAAUAGAAGAGCACCUCGCCAAGCAGGUCAACGAAAGCCUGCGUUGGGAUGGAAUUCUCGCCGACCCGGAGGCAGAGAAGGAAAGGAUUCGCGUAUAUAAACUGAACCGGAGGAAGCGGUACCGGCUCUUGGCCCUGAAGGGCCUCCACCCUGACCCGUGCGCCGAGGAGGACCCGGAGAGCCGACCCUACCUCCCGGAGACAGACGGUGGCCCCGACGGCAGGAAAGCCCACCACCCCGAUCCCUUCUUCCGAGGCACUGUCACACAUUCUGACCUGGCUCUGCCAGAGUGACCAUCCCCCCCCCCCCCCCCCCGACACCGACCGGCUUGUGCAUUGUCCUCCCCACAGGUUUACCCUUAGAAAAGAAUAAUAAAAAGAAAUCGGACCUCCGUCGGAAGGAAGCGGAUGUCUGGUGAGUCCGGCGGGUUGGCCUCUCUCCUUCCACCAGGGCGUCCGAAUCGGCCGGGGGAACCGCAGUCCCUUAACCUCCGCAGUGUAAUGGACAGAGCUGCUUCAGGAUUUUUUGUUUCUUUCUCGGACAAGUUGGCAUCUCUUUCUUACUUAAUUUCUCGUCGCAGAUGUCUGUCAUCUCCCCCUCAGAAAGAGAAUGUGUAGAUGAUCUCAGUUCUAAAUCUUAAGCUAAUUUAACGGGUAAAACACAGCAUGCUUCCCUGGGCCAGAGAAAAGUGCCUCAAAUAUCCUGGAGCCUUUUUUUUUUUUUUUUUUUUUUUUUUUUUAAAUUACACACACUCCCUGCCCUGAUGUGGUUGUCAAAAUAACUGAGUUCCAGAACUCCAACCCUGGGAGAUAAUUAUGAGAAGGCUCAAAAGGAAUAUUGCUUCUCUUCUAAAUAUGGUCCUCCCAGAGAGCAAAUUGCUGGUUGCCAGAGGGGAAGGGGUGGGGGCAUGGGGGAAAUGGGUAAAGGGGCCCAACUGCUCAGUGAUGGAUGGUAAGCACACUUGUGGUGGUGAUCACCUUGUCGUGUGGGCAAAUACUGAAUUAUAAUGUACACCUGGAACGCCGUAAUGUUAUAUACCAAUUUUAUCUCACUUAAAAAAUAUAUAUAUAUAUUGUCCUCUAAUCCCCUAAAACGGGAUUUUAAGCAAAGUUCUGGAGGAUUAAAAAGACCUUACUAUGCUACUUGUCCUAAAUUAAUAUCCUUCCCUCGCACGAGUAUUUAUUGAGGGCCAUGUGUUGGGUUAGUUUGGGUUUUCCAGAAGCAGAUCCCGAGACAAAGACCCAAAUGCAACUAGAUUAUUUGGGGGGCAAAGGAAAGGUCAGUAGAGAAGGCACAGGAGGGAAAGACCAUCAGUCCAGGGACACUGUUAAACCAGUUUCCAUACUGGGUAGCUGGAGCUUAUCCAGCCCGAGAGUGAGGGAGCUGGGCUGUUAUACUGCCCAUAGGCAUUGGCUGAGGUGUGGUGCUGGGGGGGGGGGGGGCGUGUUAAUUUCCUGUCAUUUCCAGCCUGCCAAAGGUGUGGGCCUUGAGACCUACUUCCGUUGGGGGCACGGGGAUCACCCUCAGGCACAAAGAUGCAGCCCUCGUGAGGGGUCCAAGGGAUAGGGUAGUUUCUAUGCAGCAUAGUGUAGGGCCCAAGAGGGUCAGAGCGGAGGUCUAAGAUCAGGUCCCUGCCUUCUGAGGAAUUAAAGACCUGCAGUGUACUCAGGAAAAGUUGAAAGCCAAUACAAAACAUCACAAUGCCUUUUUGAAAGUUAAGCACAAGUGGUCAUCUUGGUCCCUGUUAGCCCCAGCUGACCGAGCAGCCUUCUUCCUGCCUUAAACAGCUGCUUACAGAGUUUUCACGUUUGGAAGAGGCCUGUCCUCCCCUGGAGAGCCCCCCUGGCAGGGGCCCUCGAGCAGACAGCAAUGGCCCUCUCUGUGUGGCCAUCCAGGUUGAAGGGCAACCAUGGAAUCACGUGAAGGGAACGUGGGCUUUGGUGCGGCCCCAAAGGGAGGAGGACAGGGGAUGUGUGCCACAGGACCUUGCCCGACACCCCAGUGCUCAAGGUGAAGACAGCAGAGGGUGGAAAGCUGGGCUGCACCUCCCGUGGUCUUCGGGUCAGCCACAGUGUGCCUGAGGGAGUGCGGCGCAUGGAAGGGUCUGUGGCCUCAGGAUGUCUUGGUCGCUUUGCAUUAGAGCUUUCUUUCCGUGGGUGGUGAGAGUGGGGAUGGCCUGUGGUCACCUUUCUGCUAUGAGACAGUCUGGCAUAGUGGUGGAAAUGAUGAGUUCUGACGUCAGAGCUGAAUUUUUCUCUUUCCCACUAUAUGUGCGGGCUGUGUCACCUCGGGCACACGGAAUGGCCUCUCCAAGCAUGAGUCACCGUAUCUGGAAAGAGGGACGCAGAUACCUACCUCAGUGCCGUGAGAAUCACAUGCAAUAAUUACGUAGGGCAUUUGGCAUAGCGCCUCGCCCCCUGGGAAGCACGCAAUCCAUAGUAGGAGUUUUGGCGAUGAUGUUUUGGGCCGGGGUAACUCCGCAGCUGUUGGAGAGACCGGCCUGGUGCUGGUGUAGAGCUCACCUCAUCAAAGGGCGAGCUUCACAAAGAAAUGGGGAUUCAGUGGCUGGCCAAUUCAAAGAAGCCACAAAACAAAGUCCUGGGGUGCAGCCAAGAGGGAAUGUGGGAGGAGUGAAGCCAGGGUCUCAGAGUCUGGUGUUUGGGGGGCCUUUGGGCUGAACAAAAAAGUGCCUACUUGGAACUUGGAACCUUUUUAUUACGAAGUGGUUUUCCAUUUUGUGAAUAUACGCCACAGACAUUUCAGUCACUGUGAAAUGGACACAUUGCAGUUACCUCAUAUGGCUCUAGUGAAUAAAACUGUCAUGAGUGUG